Cheilinus undulatus (humphead wrasse) is the source of this 2351-nucleotide messenger RNA. It is a transcript of the gene il11a, whose product is annotated as interleukin 11a. The transcript is spliced from 5 exons. Gene Ontology annotation, cellular component: cytoplasm. Gene Ontology annotation, molecular function: cytokine activity; growth factor activity. Bases 351 to 953 code for a protein of 200 amino acids. NCBI's taxonomy places the organism in Eukaryota, Metazoa, Chordata, Actinopteri, Labriformes, Labridae. The record is from RefSeq and is a predicted model, not a curated record. Gene Ontology annotation, biological process: positive regulation of MAPK cascade; positive regulation of cell population proliferation.
UUGGACUUACCACACUCGCAUCCCUCUCUCUGCACUUCUGUAGCCUCUCUCUCUCUCCCUUUACAAAGUGAGUGUCUCUCUGCCUUCAGCACUCCAUAAAGACUAUCAUCUCAAACUUUUACUACAGACAGAAAACUUUUUCCUCUUCUUACUUAGUGAGUGAGUGGCUCAGGCAUCACUGUGCCCUGUCUCAUUCAUCCUCUCCUGUCCUUGACAACUUUUCCUCCUCACUCUGACAGACGGGCGAAGAAGAAAACCGGGGCACGUGACAAUAUCCGGGAUUCAAUUUAUUUAUUAAUUUUUCUAUUUAUUUAUUUAUCUACGAGUGUUUCUCUUGGACCCGAAACAAAAUGAAAUUGCUGCUCGACUCCUCCUCCUCGCUCCUCUUCUCGCUGCUAUUGGCCCAGCUGCCCGUGUUCACGUCGGCCUCUCCAGUGCCUCAGCGGCGGCCCACUGACAUGGAUAAACUGUCUAAUCAGACCAAAAAUCUAAUGAAGCUCACCUCAGAACUGCUGAGGGAGCACGCAUUUGACUCAGACGUGGAGCCACACAGGUUCAGGUCUCUGCCAGAAAUGAGCAACAGAUCAGCCAGUGACCUCAGCAAUCUUGAGCUGAAGCCCACACUCACUCAGCUGCAUGCCGACCUGAAGCUGUAUGAGCACCACUUUGAGUGGCUCAACAGGGUUUCAAAGAAGCACCACCAUCCUGCUGUGCCCAAGCUGGUGGAGAUGAUUAGAGAAAUGAAAUCUCUCAUCACCAUGCUUCAUCGUCAGAUGGUGAGAGUUGAAGCACCCAGGGUGCCCCACCCAACCCCCUCCCUCCCCCCUCACCUCACCUAUCAGUUUGACGUCCUGCAGUCCAGCCAUGAACUUCUUCAACACUUCAGACUCUUCUGUGACUGGGCGUACAGAGCAUUCAUCACCCUCAAGCCCAAAGUCUCUGCAGUACAAUGAUGAUCCCGACUUGUUCAUUCUUUUCCUUACAACUGCCUGGAGGCAGAGCCAGUGAGGAUACACGGAGUCCCGCCUCAGCUAAAGGGGAAUAAGGACAAUGUCAGUGUGCACUGUAGUCAAUAGCAUGCCUUAAUUGGCUUAAACAUCAACUAAUGACAUGUGUGUUGAAGAAUGUGUCAUUUGAUCAGAGCCAAUAAGGAUAUGCUACACUGCAGCCAGUAAAACCAUCAAGAUUCCUGUUCAUGGGAAAUGCCAGUGAUCCCAUGAUGAUCCUCCCAACUCUCCUCUAAAGGCCUUGUUGAUGACCAUGUUAUUUAUGUAUUUAUUUAUUUAUUGUUGUUAGUAAUUUAUUUAAUUCUAUUUAUUUGAAGUUGUAAUAUUUCACUCUUGCCUUUAUUUCUGUAUUUACGUGAAUUUAUUUGCCCAUAGCUCUGUAAUUUUUCUUUUUGUGUAUCACUGACACUCAUGAAAAAAACACAGUAGCACUUCCUGAACCAUAGCUCUGAUAAUUUCUUUCUGUGUAAACUGAAUUAAUCUAUGUUAUAUUUGUGUAUUUCUCUAGACAAUUAUUCUUUCAGUAGAUGUAGCAAACAUUUGAGAACGCCAAGGUUUUCACUCUCACUUACAGUGUCCUUAAAGUAAACAUUUUUUGAAGAUAUAAAACAAUAUCUUCUGUUUAAAUGUGCCACGUCUUAAUGUUGGUAUUGAUGGUCCAAGAAUUUAUUUUUUUAUUUGCAUUUAUCAAAACAGUAGCCAAAGAGAAGUGAUUACAUUUUUUCUUUCAUUUUUUUACACAGGUAGAGUUUUGAUUUUAUUGCCUGUUUUUUUUUCCCAUUCUGCAUAAGGAGGCAUGCUUAAUGUCGUGGUAAAGAUGAAUGAAUGUGCCCUGUUGCUGAGCACUGAUGGACCUGAUUAAAUUCUUUGCACAAACUUGUUGGGAUUAGCCUCUUUGAUGAGUUAGAUGGCUGAUUUUGAACCUGUGCUUUUGGGUAGAAAAGGUUGUUUAAUUUUCAGUUGAACACCCAAAGCCUUAAAAUACUAUGUAUUGUGACACUAUGUUCUGUACAGGUGUACAUAAGUGUACAAGAAUGUAAAUUGUUGUAUACAGUGCUUUUGUGUUUUAUAUUAUGUUGUUUUCUACAAUAUAAUAUGGAUUUCUUUACCAAUUUUGUCACGACACUAUUGAUUUUUGUUCAUUCCUAUUCUAGUAUUUGUAACAGUAUUGACUAUUUAUUUAAGUAAUUUGGUGGAACUAUUUAUUUGUGUUGGCGGAGCAAGUCUCCUAUCUUUUGUACUUUUUAUACAGUUUUUAUUCUUAAUUACUACUAUUACGCCAUCAUGUUUAAAUUAUUUUUGUUACAUCAAGAUGCCUCUUCAACACACUGAUUGGCCUAAAUG